AAGUUUUUUUUUUUUCUCCGUUGUGGUUACGUAGAAGUCGACAUAUUCUGGUCAGACAGACACUUGUCAACAUCUCGACCUGAGCGGAACCGGCCUUUAAUAACUACAGAGAACAUUUGUCUUCGUUGCUAUCUUUUUUAGUGUAGAUAUUUGUAUUUUUGUUCGUAGGUUCAAUUCGUUGACAGACGCAAGAAUCAUCUCUUGCGACAAGGCCUGCAGGUUCACCUCGGAAAACUACCUGCGGGAAGCAUCAACACUACAAGAGGUAAAAAAAAUAAAUAAAUAAGAAGAGGAGAAGGAGGCAAAAGAAGAAGGUGUCUGUCGUCGUCUUGGUUUAAAUUUCAGCGGUUUAGUCCGGGUAUUGAUCCCUGAUGGACUACAUGGACAGUGGACUGAGAUACACACCAAACUCGGACAAAGACUGGGACACUUCUGUCCAGUUCCUGCCAGCAUCAGAUAACAAAAAGCUUGAGAAGAAAAAGGGUCCAGGAAAAAUUGGUGCUGUGAUCGGUGUGGUGAUCUUUGCUGCUGUUAUUGCACUUAUGACCGGACUGCUGGUCUGGCAUUUCCACUUCCGUAAAGAUGUGCGGAUCAAGAAGAUGUACAGCGGCUCCAUGCGGAUCACCAACCAGGUGUUUGAAAACGCCUAUGAGAACGCAAACAGCUCUGAGUUCAAGGCGCUGGCAAAACAGGUGACUGCACAGCUUAAAGCCAUCUAUUCCAAAAGUCCACAGCUGGCCAAAUACCAUGUUGGUUCUGUAGUUCAAGCUUUCAGUGAAGGCAGCGUCAUUGCCUACUACCUGACUGAGUUCCGCGUCCCCACAGGCCAAGAGGCAGCUGUUGACAAGGCCAUGGCUUCAAUAGAAACUCUGGUGGACAAAGAGCAGCGCACCGUGAAAAGACCUGGCAACUCUCUGGUCCUUGCAGAUGUGGUGUCUUCAGAGCUUGAUACCCGCCUGAUUUCAACAUCAUUCAGCCGAUUUUUCAGGUUUUCAGAACAUACAAAGACCAAUCAGAUAGAUGAGAUCCAGUCCCCUGGCUUCCCUAACAGCCCUUAUCCCCCCAACACCUUCAUCCAGUGGCAGCUGAGAGCAGACCCGAGCUAUGUCAUCAAGCUUGAGUUUGAUACAGUGAAUCUGGAGGAGGACUGCAAGAAUGACUUUGUCAAAAUCUACGAUUCCCUGGUCGCCAUUGAGAGCCGUGUUAUGGACGAGAUAUGUGGUUACUAUUCACCCAGUGAACCUCUGACCUUUCUAUCAUCGGGCAACGUCAUGUUGGUGACGAUGGCCACAAAUGACAAGAAGAACUACCCAGGUUUUAGAGCAAAAGUCUCACAAGUCCGAAAGGGAAGUAAAGGCACAUCAUGUGGUGGCCAGCUGACAGGCGAAAAAGGCACCUUCUCUUCUCCCAACUUCCCAAACUACUACCCUCCUCGAACUUCAUGUCAGUGGUCAAUCGAGGUCCCUAAAGGUAAGGCAGUGAAGGUGACGUUCAAUAAGUUCCUCAUGUCUGAGCCCGGGCAGGGAAAAGACUGUCGCAAGGACUACGUGGAGAUCAAUGGAAAGAAACUGUGUGGAGAUCAACCUGUAGGAACAGUGACAGAAACUAGUGACACCAACAAAAUGAGCGUGGUGUUUUUCUCUGAUGCCUCCUAUGUAGACAAAGGUUUUGAUGCAUCGUUUGAGGCCAUUGACGUCAAAGACCCUUGUCCAAAGCAGUUCCAGUGCAACAAUCAGCGCUGCAUUAAGUUAGACCUCAAAUGUGAUGGCUGGAAUGACUGUGGAGACAUGAGUGAUGAGAUAAACUGCAAGUGCAGUGCAGAGAGUAUCAACUGUAAAAAUGGAUUGUGUAAGCCUGUCUUCUGGAAAUGUGAUGGCAUAAAUGACUGUGGAGACGGCACAGAUGAGCUAAACUGUGGUGGUUGUAAAGCUGGACAAGUAGCAUGCAAGAAUAACAAAUGUGUCUCAGAGAAGAAUCGCUGUGAUGGUAGGGACGACUGCGGGGAUGGGUCAGACGAGCUCAACUGUGAUAGAGGCUCUGAUAUAUCCUGCACUGAUCUUACAUACAGAUGUAAAAACAAUAAAUGCAUCAGUAAAGUGAACCCAGAAUGUGACGGCACACAGGACUGUGACGAUGGAUCGGACGAGGAGAACUGCGACUGUGGGAGGAGUAUGUUCAAGACAUCACGUAUUGUGGGCGGUCAGGAUGCAGAGGAAGGGGAGUUUCCCUGGCAGGUCAGCCUCCAUGUCAAAAGUUACGGCCACGUGUGUGGAGCAUCCAUCAUCAGUCCAAACUGGCUGGUCACUGCUGCCCACUGUGUGCAAGAUGACGGAAGGACAAGGUAUUCCCAGCCUGGUACUUGGGAAGCUUACCUCGGCCUUCACACCCAGAGGAACGUUAAUAGUGCCGUAGUGAAGAGGAACCUGAAGCAGAUCAUACCCCACCCUAACUACAACGCAUAUACCUUUGAUAAUGACAUUGCCCUGAUGGAGCUGGAAAGUCCUGUUUCUUACUCUGACUACAUCAGGCCCAUCUGCUUGCCAGCCUCCCAACAUGAUUUUCCAGUUGGAAACACUGUGUGGAUCACAGGAUGGGGCGCCACACGAGAAGGAGGAUUUGCUGCAUCAGUGCUCCAAAAGGCCCAGGUCCGAAUUAUAAACCACUCUGUGUGUAACAAUUUGAUGGGCGGGCAGCUCACAUCUCGGAUGUUGUGUGCGGGAGUGCUGACCGGAGGAGUCGAUGCUUGUCAGGGAGACUCUGGCGGUCCUCUGUCCAGUCCAUCCAGCACUCGGAUGUUCCUGGCAGGAGUGGUUAGUUGGGGUGAUGGCUGUGCUCGCAGAAACAAACCUGGUAUCUACACAGCAGUCACCAAAUUCCGUGGCUGGAUCAAGGAGAAGACAGGAGUUUAGACCACUGUGAACUGGCCAAACAAGGCUGAAGAUAUGGACAUGAUUACGUGGCUGAUGAGAAGUACCACAGUGUGGACUGUUGCUUCAGUAAAACACCAGUCUGACUUUCCAGCUGACGUAGUAGCCACGACUCUCAGUCUAGCUGCGGUGGAAAAUGCACUGUUUGCUUGACAUUUUAUUACAUUCCACUGCAGUUUUAUAAGGGCAGAGUUGAUGAAAUGUUUUUGAAUGUAAAUAAGCAUGCUGUUUCUUUUUUGUUGUUGUUAUUUUAGCGUGUUUUUAUGGAGAACAAUGUUAUGUGUCGCACAAUAAAUGAAUUUCAGGUUUGAUUGUUACACGUUACAUGUAUGAAAUGUGCAUCCCUGUACUCUGUUGUCCCGUGUUUUAUCAGAAGCCAUCAUAAGACUUUCCCACCACUUUUUCUUGUUGUAUUUGUUAUGGAUUAAAAACAAAAUGACAACAAGCUUAUUCCAUCUUACCUCCUAUGGCUUGGUAUACUAUGCAUUUUAUUGUUGAUUUUUAAUCCAGCAGAAAUCUCUGAAAGUUAGUGAUAAGAUUGUUGACUUGAUUUUGACAUUUUAACAGUUUUUUUUUUUU
Messenger RNA from Lates calcarifer (barramundi perch), 3506 nucleotides. RefSeq names its product ST14 transmembrane serine protease matriptase a (gene st14a). The transcript is spliced from 19 exons. Gene Ontology annotation, molecular function: protein binding; serine-type endopeptidase activity. Gene Ontology annotation, biological process: proteolysis; acrosome reaction. The record is from RefSeq and is a predicted model, not a curated record. The coding region runs from base 372 to 2909 and encodes 845 amino acids. Lineage: Eukaryota; Metazoa; Chordata; Actinopteri; Centropomidae. Gene Ontology annotation, cellular component: membrane.